Messenger RNA from Sungouiella intermedia, 435 nucleotides. NCBI's taxonomy places the organism in Eukaryota, Fungi, Ascomycota, Pichiomycetes, Serinales, Metschnikowiaceae. The record is from the annotation of a GenBank genome assembly.
AUGCUUCCAUUUGUUCACUUGCUUCCUGCUACCACACCCAACGGGGGCUUCUUGCCCCACUGGCUCCUUUUCAUCUCGGUGGUUUCGGUUUUCAAUUCCUUGCAGACAUAUUUGGUCAAAGACCUUAGUCUUACCAGAAAAGUAUACUCGGCUGCUCCUCAAUCUGAGAUCACCAACUUGAGUGCCCGUACGUUUGGAACCUGGACGCUUUUGACGUCAAUUGUCAGAUUCUAUGGUGCAUACAACUUGGUGGGAAACUCCACCAUGUAUGACCUCUGUAUUUGGACGUUUGUUGUUGCUGCUGUUCACUUCAACACCGAGUGGUUGUGGUUCAAGAACUGCAAGCUCGACAAGGGAUUGGCCGGUCCUUUGGUUGUUUCCACUGUGAGUUUGAUCUGGAUGUUCAAGCAGAAAUCGUUUUAUGUUGGAGCUUAA